AUGCGUGCCCUCGGCCUGUUUGGCCUCAUUGGCGCUGCCAAUGCAGUAUGCCCUUAUAUGACUGGCGAGCUGGAUCGUCGCGACACGGGCCACCAGGAUGCAACCGAGGCUACGGAGGAGUUUCUUUCGCAGUACUACCUCAAUGACGAGGAUGCCUACAUGACCUCUGACGUUGGCGGACCCAUCGAGGAUCAGAACAGUCUCAAGGCCGGCGAGCGAGGUUCGACUUUGCUGGAGGACUUUAUCUUCCGUCAGAAGAUUCAGAGGUUUGACCAUGAGCGAGUCCCCGAGCGGGCUGUCCAUGCUCGCGGUGCAGGUGCCCACGGUGUAUUCACCUCGUACGGCGACUUCUCCAACAUCACCGCCGCGUCCUUCCUCCACGGUGAAGGCAAAGAAACCCCCGUCUUCGUCCGCUUCUCCACCGUCGCCGGUAGCCGCGGUAGCUCCGACCUCGCCCGGGACGUCCACGGCUUCGCGACCCGAUUCUACACCGACGAGGGCAACUUCGACAUCGUCGGCAACAACAUUCCCGUCUUCUUCAUCCAGGACGCCAUCCGCUUCCCCGACCUGAUCCACGCCGUCAAACCCCGUGGCGAUAGUGAGAUUCCGCAAGCUGCGACAGCGCACGAUGCCGCCUGGGACUUUUUCAGCCAGCAGCCGAGCACCCUGCAUACCCUGCUCUGGGCCAUGUCGGGUCACGGUAUCCCACGCUCGUUUCGCCACGUGGAUGGAUUCGGUGUGCACACUUUCCGCUUUGUUACUGAUGACGGGGAGUCGAAGCUUGUCAAGUUUCACUGGAAGACCCUGCAGGGUAAGGCUAGUUUGGUCUGGGAAGAGGCGCAGCAGAUUUCCGGCAAGAACCCCGACUACAUGCGCCAGGACCUUUUUGAGUCGAUCGAGGCUGGGCGUUAUCCUGAGUGGGAGCUUGCGGUGCAAAUCAUGGAUGAGGAAGACCAGCUGCGCUUCGGAUUCGACCUCUUCGACCCUACCAAGAUUGUCCCUGAAGAGCUCGUCCCCUUGACCCCGUUGGGCAAGAUGACACUUAACCGCAACCCUCGCAACUACUUUGCCGAGACUGAGCAGAUCAUGCUCCCAAUCAACCAGCCUCGCGUUUCCAUCCACAACAACAACCGCGACGGUGCCGGUCAGAUGUUCAUCCCGCUGAACCCGAACGCGUACUCACCCAAUACCCUGAACAGCGGAUCUCCCAAACAGGCCAACCAAACUGAUGGCCGCGGCUUCUUCACAGCUCCUGAUCGAUCGGCUAAUGGCAACUUUGUCCGUGCGCUUAGCUCGACCUUUGACGAUGUCUGGUCGCAGCCUCGUUUGUUCUUCAACUCUCUGAUCCCCGCUGAGCAGCAGUUUAUUGUCAACGCCAUGCGGUUCGAGAACGCCAACGUCAAGAGCGACGUCGUCAAGAACAACGUGAUCAUCCAGCUGAACCGCAUCUCACAUGACCUUGCUAGCCGUGUCGCUCGCGCCAUCGGUGUCGAGGUGCCUGAGCCCGACACCACUUACUACCACGACAACACGACCGCCGAUGUCGGUACCUUUGGUCUGCAGCUCAAGAGCCUCGCCGGGUUGAAGGUCGGCGUUCUCGCCUCGGUCAAUGCCGAGCAGUCCUUCAGCGCUGCCACUGCUCUCGCUGCCGAGCUCGAUGGCCAAGGAGUUGACGUUGUCGUCGUUGCUGAGCGUCUCGCCGACGGGGUGGACCAGACCUACUCCGCCUCCGACGCCAUUCAAUUCGACGCCGUCGUCGUUGCUCCCGGUACCGAGGACCUCUUCACCAACACGGUGACCGCCACCUCGACCCUGUACCCCGCCGGCCGCCCCUCGGAAAUCCUCACCGACGCCUUCCGCUUCGGAAAGCCUGUCGCCGCAGUUGGAUCUGGAUCGGCCGCUUUCGAGAGCGCUGGCAUUGACACUGAGGGCAAGGGUGUUUAUGUGUCUGAGAGUGUUGACGGGGCUUUCGUUGACAGUGUCCAGGAGGGUCUGACGACGUUCCGCUUUGUCGAGCGCUUCCCUGUUGAUCAAUAG
Aspergillus calidoustus is the source of this 2037-nucleotide messenger RNA. NCBI's taxonomy places the organism in Eukaryota, Fungi, Ascomycota, Eurotiomycetes, Eurotiales, Aspergillaceae. The record is from the annotation of a GenBank genome assembly.